Triticum turgidum subsp. durum (durum wheat) is the source of this 417-nucleotide messenger RNA. Lineage: Eukaryota; Viridiplantae; Streptophyta; Magnoliopsida; Poales; Poaceae. The record is from the annotation of a GenBank genome assembly.
AUGGCGCCCAAGGCCGAGAAGAAGCCCACCGCGGAGAAGAAGCCGGUGGAGACGGAGAAGAAGCCCAAGGCCGAGAAGCGCGUGCCCGGCAAGGACGGCGGCGCCGGCGCCGACAAGAAGAAGAAGAAGGCCAAGAAGAGCGUCGAGACCUACAAGAUCUACAUCUUCAAGGUCCUGAAGCAGGUGCACCCCGACAUCGGCAUCUCCUCCAAGGCCAUGUCCAUCAUGAACUCCUUCAUCAACGACAUCUUCGAGAAGCUCGCUGGCGAGUCGGCCAAGCUGGCUCGCUACAACAAGAAGCCCACCAUCACCUCCCGGGAGAUCCAGACCGCCGUGCGCCUCGUCCUCCCCGGCGAGCUCGCCAAGCACGCCGUCUCCGAGGGCACCAAGGCCGUCACCAAGUUCACCUCCUCUUAG